This is a messenger RNA of Paramisgurnus dabryanus, 3856 nucleotides long. The record is from RefSeq and is a predicted model, not a curated record. Lineage: Eukaryota; Metazoa; Chordata; Actinopteri; Cypriniformes; Cobitidae.
GUGCUAGAGGAAGAUGCGCGGUUGUUGAGGAUGCUUACACAGUUCAUUACAAAAAUUGAGAUAGACCACAAAUACCAGUGGUGCGACUCUCAUAAGCACUGGAAAAUCUUCUCUAUCGCCUGCCAGCCAUGUCUCUUCCAGUUUGAGUUCUGCGAUACACUUUAAGGCUUAAGUAGGAUGCAUUUUGGUAAGAAGCCCUGAACCCACAGCCAGACUGAUCUGUGUUCUACUCUUUGGACAGAGGUUUAAAUGAUAAUGAAACACUGCAGGUUGUGAGUUCGAGCCCUACAGCUGCUAUUGAAGUCUUGCCAUCACAUUGGCUUUCACACAGAGCUCUACCUGAAUCUGCCCUCUUGAGGUUACCUGAGUCCAUCCAACUUAAAACACUACCCCAUGAGUCACUAGAGGAGAGCUGUCCUUUUUGGCAUUACCCUUCCUGGUCAUGGCUUCUCUUCCACUCCUCCACCGUUUCCUCCUUCUCCUCCUUUCUACGCAGGUGUGUGCAGGCGGCAACAUUCGCGAGAACAGCAACAGAAGUGUAGAUAGUCACAAGAGAUCCUGUGCUGAGAAAGUCAUAUGUCAACCAGGGAUUUUACUUCCUGUUUGGCUGCCGCGUGACCCCUCAUUGGCUAUGCAGGCAAUAAGAGCAGUGAUUUACUUCUCAACUCUUCUCUACAUGUUCAUGGGUGUGUCCAUCAUUGCUGACCGCUUCAUGGCCGCCAUAGAGGUCAUCACCUCACAGGAGAAAGAGGUGACUAUGACGGGUGCAAACGGAGAAAAAACUGUAAUGACCAUUCGAGUCUGGAAUGAAACCGUUUCAAACCUCACACUCAUGGCUCUGGGUUCAUCGGCCCCUGAGAUCCUGCUGUCUGUGAUAGAGGUGUGUGGACAUGGUUUUCAGGCAGGAGAACUGGGUCCUGGCACUAUAGUGGGCAGCGCUGCAUUUAACAUGUUUGUGAUAAUCGGAGUGUGUGUUUGGGUGAUACCUGAUGGAGAGGUGAGGAAGAUUAAACAUUUAAGAGUCUUCUUCAUUACUGCCUUCUGGAGCAUCUUCGCAUACAUCUGGCUUUACCUCAUCCUGGCAGUCAUAAGUCCAGGAAUUGUACAGGUGUGGGAGGCUCUGGUCACUCUGUUCUUCUUCCCUUUGUGCGUACUUAUGGCUUGGAUCGCUGACCGGCGCUUGCUCUUUUACAAGUAUUUAAACAAACGGUACCGUGUUGACAAACGUCAUGGUAUCAUUGUGGAGAUGGAGGGUGAACUCGCACCCAGAGCCAUUGAUGCCAUUAUGGGGGCAAAAUAUCAAAACAGCAGCACCAGUAUUAAUGUGGAUACAAAUAAAGAACCUGAACAGGACCGAGAAGAGGUGAUCCACAUGCUGAAGGACUUGAGACAGAAGCAUCCGGACAAAGAUCUCGACCAGCUAAUCGAGAUGGCAAACUACAGCACCAUGAAGAAGCAGCACAAGAGCCGUGCCUUCUACAGGGUGCAGGCGACACGCAUGUUGAUCGGUGCAGGAAACGUACUAAAGAAACACGCUGCAGCCGAACAGGCAAGGAGAGCAGCUGCGGGUUCAGCUGAGGAUGAUCUGGCUACCUGCGCUCACAUCGCAUUUGAGCAGGCGCAAUACAAGUGCAGUGAAAACUGUGGGAGCGUCAGUCUGUCGGUCUGCCUGCAGGGGGGAACAGGGACCAGAACCUUUUAUAUCGAUUACAGGACAGAAAACGGUUCAGCCAGUGCUGGGACAGAUUAUGAUUAUUGUGAGGGAACCAUCGUGUUUCAACCUGGAGAUACAUGCAAAGAAAUAAAGGUAGGUAUUAUUGAUGAUGAAGUGUUUGAGGAAGACGAACACUUCUUUGUGCGUCUCUCAAACCUGCGAGAAGCAGAGGGCGGCGGAACCACUGAUGGUGCCCGACUAGUUGAACCCUUUGUAACCACAGUAACCAUUCUGGACGAUGACCACGCAGGGAGCUUCUCAUUCGAUCAACAACAACUCUGUGUGGGUGAAUGCUCAGGUGUGGUCGAGGUGCCCGUGAACCGGACUACAGGUGUACGAGGGACUGUGGUGAUACCGUAUCACACAGAGGACGGUACAGCACGGCAGGGUGUUGACUAUGAACACACACAAGGAGAGCUGGAGUUUACCAAUGAACAGACUAGUAAGACGCUACAGGUGCGCAUCAUUAACGUGCAGGAAUAUGAAAAGCGAGAAAAUUUCUACAUUGUCCUUGAAGAACCCAAAUGGCUGAAGAGAGGCAUCUCAGAUCUGCUAUUAAAUCAGGCCAUGGCCGGUCCAGAGGUGGAGGAAGCCAGACGUAUAGCAGAGAAGGGAAAGCCAAUGCUUGGAGAACAUAGCAAGCUAGAAGUCAUAAUAGAGGAGAACAUGACCUUCAAGGUCCGACAGGAAAUGGCCCCUAAUGGAGUCUUACAUGCGAAAACAGUAGACCGUCUGUUGAAGAAUACCAAUCUUGCUGAAUUAAUUGGCACACACUCCUGGAGAGAGCAGUUCAUCGAAGCAGUAACAGUCAGUGCAGGAGAAAGUGAUGAGGAAGGAGGGGAUCCUCAGCAGCCAUCUCGCUGUGAUUAUUUCAUGCACAUGGUUUCGGUGUUCUGGAAGGUUCUGUUUGCCUUCGUUCCGCCCACAGAGUACUGGAACGGCUGGGCCUGCUUCAUCGUUUCCAUUAUGGUUAUCGGUAUGCUAACCGCCGUUAUCGGAGACUUGGCAUCUCAUUUUGGCUGCACAGUGGGUCUUCGCGACACAGUCACCGCUGUGGUGUUUGUUGCCUUAGGAACUUCCAUACCAGAUACAUUUGCAAGCAAGGUUGCUGCCCAACAAGAUCAGUAUGCAGAUGCUUCUAUUGGAAACGUAACCGGUAGCAACGCCGUUAAUGUCUUCCUUGGGAUUGGCGUGGCCUGGUCCAUUGCAGCCAUUUACUGGGAGAUUAAAGGUCAGGUGUUUUACGUAGACCCUGGAUCACUCGCUUUCUCUGUCACACUCUUCACCAUCUUUGCCUUUAUCGACAUUGGCGUGCUGAUGCUACGGCGACGACCAUCGGUGGGCGGAGAGCUGGGUGGACCCAAAGGGAUGAAGGUUCUGACUUCAAUGUUGUUCGUCGGGUUGUGGCUUCUCUACAUCACAUUCUCCAGCCUUGAGGCCUACUGUCACAUCACCGGCUUCUAAAGACAGAGAAAUGAAGAAAACUAACAAAGACUUAAUGGAAACACAAGUGGCAUAAAGACGGCAUUAGGUUGAGCUGUGAGAUAAAUCAUGGUGGUAUAAACUGUAAUUUCCAUGGUAAUAUGUACACAGUAUGCACUGUCUGUAUAUACAAAGAUUGUAUGUUUGCAGCAAGUAUUAAUUGUACAGAUGGCUGCGUUGGUGCCCAGCAAUGGCUUUGGUUUCUAAGGACAUUAAAUCAAAGCACAUUAGUAUUAUGAACAUUGAAUUUUGACAUCAACAGACCCUGACUUUGGAGACGUACUGUACACACUACAUCUUGUAACACUUUUUUAGGACUGUGAUGUCAUGUUAUGUUGUUGUUGGUCAUCGACAAGUAAUUAUAGUACAUACGGUGUCAUCUGUUUGGGAAAUGCUAGGCCUCUCUCUGAGAGAGAAAGCGCACUUGGCUGUGCAUUGAGUGAACAAAAGGUGACAAGUGAAACUUGUUUUACUAGUUUUACUGAAGUAUGUCAAGCACUGAUGAUAAGCUGUUAUGAGAACUUGGAAUCUUGUUUAUCAAGUUUAUCAAAGUAAUAAUGUAUGAUCUAUAUUUAAUAAUCUUAAUAUAUUAAUUUAAAUAACGAGUCUGUCAUGUGUCACUUUAUAAAAUGCACUCAAAUGUAUAAUUGAAAAAUAGCC